Messenger RNA from Dicentrarchus labrax (European seabass), 3076 nucleotides. It is a transcript of the gene padi2, whose product is annotated as peptidyl arginine deiminase, type II. Gene Ontology annotation, molecular function: protein-arginine deiminase activity; calcium ion binding. The record is from RefSeq and is a predicted model, not a curated record. The coding region runs from base 107 to 2200 and encodes 697 amino acids. Lineage: Eukaryota; Metazoa; Chordata; Actinopteri; Moronidae. Gene Ontology annotation, cellular component: cytoplasm. The transcript is spliced from 16 exons.
AUAGCGUGAGUCUCUCCCUCCUGUCUCAAAUUACAAAUUGGAAUCACAUUUAUAGGCUGCCACUACCAAAACUCCCUCACCAGUCUGUGGAAAACAACAACCAACCAUGUUUCAACAACUUUCCCAAACCGUCGAACCUGCUUUCUUACGCAAGAAGAGAAAAGUGACCUCAGGGUUUCAUCGGACAUGUCGUCUGGACACAGAAAAUGCGCACAGUGUUCUCCAUGUUCUUGGCACCGCUAUGGAGGCGAACCUGUUCAGGAGUGCCCCUCCCAACUCCAAGUUCUUCUCUGUGAAGUGCACUUCCAAUGUUCAGUACAGCAUCACGCCCCCGCCCCAGGAGACAUCCCACCUCGCUCCCAUACCUCUCAAUGGAAACUCAGUACUACUCAUCAGCAUGAGCCAGGCCAGUCAAUAUGAAAAUGAUAGCAAGUUGUCUGUCAGGUACUAUGGGGAGAAUAAAGAGGUGUUGGGAAAAGCAGUCCUGCAUCUGACAGCUGUUGAGAUCUCUCUGGAUGUGGAUGCUGACAGAGAUAAUGUUGUGGAGAAAAACAACCCUAAUAAGGGUUCCUGGAAAUGGGGCUCUAAUGGGCAUGGAGCCAUCCUACUGGUCAACUGUGACUCAGAGCGGAAAUACUGGAAGAAACCGGACAGUGAGGAGAACUUUGUCUCCAAAGUGUCAGAUCUGAAGGACAUGUCUGUCAUGGUGCUGCGGACCAGAGGCCCCGUUAAGCUCCCAGAGGGUUACAAGCUCACUAUGCACAUCUCUCAGGGCGACGCAGAGAGUGUCAGAGUCUUCAGGUCCAGAUCCUCUGAUAAGGCGACUAAUUCCCUGCAAGGGAAACUCUAUAACUACUUUGUGAAGGACUAUCCACUGGUUCUGAGCAGUGAGGUUCUGUCCCAGGAAGUGCCUUACAUCGGAGGCAGAGCAGAGAUGAACUUUUAUGUGGAAGGCCUCAGGUUUCCUGACAAAGACUUUGAUGGGCUCAUUAGCAUCAACCUCAGUCUGUUGGAGCCCAUCAGUGAAGGCCUCCCUGAGACGCCCAUUUUCACUGACAAAGUUGUGUUCAGAGUGGCACCGUGGAUCAUGACACCCAACACCCUUAAUCCUGUAGAGGUGUUUGUCUGCAGCACAUCUGAUAACUACCAGUUCCUUAAAGGAAUGAAGAAUCUUGUUACAAAGAGCGGGUACAAGCUCAAGAUUUGCCAUGAGUAUGUGAACAGAGGAGAUCGCUGGAUGCAGGAUGAGCUGGAGUUUGGCUACAUCGACUCACCUCAUCAACGAUUUCCUGUUGUUCUGGAUUCCCCUCGAGAUGGAAAACUCCUGGACUUUCCAUAUAAUGAGCUACUGGGCCCCGACUUUGGCUAUGUGACGAGGGUGGCCGAGAGAAAGGAUGUGAGCAGUCUGGACUCAUUCGGUAAUCUGGAGGUUAGUCCUCCCGUCACUGUGAAUGGAAAAAACUACCCCCUGGGCAGAAUCCUCAUCGGAGUGGCCUUCCCUACGGCAACUAAAGGACGGAACAUGACCAAAGUAGUUCAAGACUUCUUGUGGGCUCAGAAGGUUCAGGAGCCCAUCGCCUUAUUUUCUGACUGGCUCCUUGUCGGCCACAUUGAUGAAUUCAUGACCUUUGUUCCUGCACCUGACAGAAAGGGCUUCCGGCUGCUGCUGGCCAGCCCAGACGCAGGCUACAAACUAUUCAGAGGCUUACAGAAGGAUGGACACGGACAAGCCAAACUGUUUGAGGGUCUGAAAGAUGAAGAGCCGAUAACAGUGGAUGAUAUACUCAGUCAUGACAGUUUCCAAGCUGAAAAUAACUAUGUGCAGAGCUGCAUCGACUGGAACAGGGAUGUCCUGAAGAGAGAGCUGGGCCUCGACGAAGAUGACAUCAUUGACCUGCCAAUCCUCUUUAAAUUGGAGGUGGAGGAGGACAAGACGUACAGAGCAGUGGCUUUCUACCCUGACAUGGUAAACAUGAUCGUCUUGGGGAAAAACCUCGGCAUCCCAAAGCCCUUCGGUCCCAAGGUGAAUGGACGCUGUGCCCUGGAGGCUGAGAUGUGCUGCCUGAUGGAGGGCCUGGGCCUCAGCUGCACGUUCAUCGACGACUUUGCCUCCUACCACAAACUGCUGGGAGAGGUGCACUGCGGCUCCAACGUCCUCAGGGAACCGUUUGCCUUCAAGUGGUGGAACCUGGAGAUGUGAAUGGAAACCGAACAGUGGGUAGAGAUGGCAUGUUGAGGCAGAAAGAUGGGUUGUUUCUGAAACAAUUUUCACGCCAAAAAAAAGGGCACCUUGGGUUAGCUUUAAGUUGGAUAUUUCUCUUGUCAAAGCCUUACAUUAUCUCUCUGCCUUAAAAUCAUGAAAUGCUUAAUUUUCUUAUCAAUCAUUUUGGAAUAUGUGCCUUUUUCUCCCAAAUAAUGUAUGCCUCAUUUACAUGCAAAAACACUUGCACAGGGGUUUGGUCUAUUGUAUGCGUCUUCAUCUUUAUUAAACAUUUUUGUUGGCUUUAUUUACAAAAAAGGAUGAAAAGCAAUAUUUACAAACAAGUCUUUUGAACAAGGGCUUAAGCAGACUCUUUACAAGAACAAAAAUACAAUCAUUUGAAUUGAGUACAUAGAGGAUUCGCUCCCAAUCUUGUUGUGGUUUAGACCGGCUGUUGGCAUACAGUGCAAGCACAGUUAGAUGAAUGGUACCACAUAGUGAUGUGCUAUAAUAAUACAGAGCCACAAGAGGGCGUACUUUAACCACUCAAGCAUUUCCAAAGUCCAGAGGAAAAUCAUUUUAAAUGAUCUUUCCAUAAAUCAAUUUAAAAGGCUGUACAAUACACACACAAAUGUGUAAUAAUUACAGAAAAAGCUCUUUCUAUAUUUUUUUCCUAUGCAAUUUUUCAAAUGCAAAAAGUUACUUUGUUCUUAUUUGUAGCUAUAAACAGCUUGGUGAAUGCAGUAUAGAGGCUGUUUUGCUUUUGGUCCAGUGUCUUAAAACUUUUGUACUUUAACAAACUGUAAAUUCUGUCAUUAAUUCACUAUAGACAAUAAAACUCAUGUCCGCUUCAGUCACAUCACUGAAAUAAAACAA